AUGAUUAAAGAUCAUGCCCGUGGGGGCUUAAAGGCUGCAAGGGGAAGAAGUUUGCAGGACACGAAGUCGGCCGAGUGGGACUCAGCCUCACCAUCAGGUGAUGCAGCGCACGGGAGUAUCUCGGAAGGGAACCGACGUCGCCUAAAGGCUAGUACUGGCAUCCUUCCAAUCAACGAAUGGCCGGAAUAG
Penicillium atrosanguineum is the source of this 189-nucleotide messenger RNA. RefSeq lists its product as uncharacterized. NCBI's taxonomy places the organism in Eukaryota, Fungi, Ascomycota, Eurotiomycetes, Eurotiales, Aspergillaceae. Bases 1 to 189 code for a protein of 62 amino acids. The transcript has 2 exons. The record is from RefSeq and is a predicted model, not a curated record.